AUGGUGGAAGUGAAGAAAGAAACAAACUAUGAUAAUGAUCCAAGUGUAGCAAACUCAAUAGCUAAUACACUUAACAAUAAAGUACUUAUUGAUGAAAAACGACCAAUUAAUUCAUUGUUAACCACAGCGUCAAAAAAACCACUAAACUCCAAGGUUGAGCAAACUAACCGAAGACUAUCUAUUUCGACAAUUUCCACACAAUCAAGUAAAGGACAUACAGUUAGUCCACAUUUUCUGAUGAAAAAUAAAAAAAGAAAGAAAAAUCAUAGUGUCAAUGUUAACACUAGUUCCCUAAAUAAUUCCAGUUUUGUCCUUAAUUCGUCUGUAGAUAUGAAUGAUAGCUCUAACAGCAUAACUGUUAAAAGUGAGCCUAUUAAUAUACAUAAUAACAAUAAUACUUUUAGCAAAACGGCAAAAAUAGGUUUUAAUAAUAUGAGCGAAACACCAACCGGUAACGUAAGGAAAAAAAUUCUAACAAAUUGGAAUACUACCAUUUCAAAUGAUAAGGCCCUCCCACGUACAAUUGAAAAAAAUGCUGAACAAAAAACAUGUGAAAAUAACAAUAAUCAUACGCCUACCCUUACUACCACCACUAUAGCUGCCGCCGAUCCUAUUCCUGGUACUAACAAAUACAGCAAUGAAAUUAGUAAUGAUGACAGUAUAAAAUACAAGCGAGCAAAAUUAACUGAUUUUUUUUUGGCACAACCAUCUUUGGACACAGAAAUAAAUAUGGAUCCAACUGUACUAUCUUAUGAUUUUUCUCAAUCCUUUGAUUGUAAUGCUACCACAAAUAUGAUGGCUCCGAACUCACCAACAACAAAAAAAUCCAAAAACAAAUUUAGUCAAAUUAACAAUAAAAGUAAAUAUAACUACGAUUCUGCUCUAAUAGCACUUGACUCAAAUAUCGAUUCUUCCGCAAUAAAUAACGAUACCAGUAAUAACAGCUUAGUCGGUCUGAAAGAGCAGAAGAUAGUUCUGCCAAAGGUAAUUCCGGGUCCUUAUAAAGAAUUGAAUUUUUUAUUGUACCAGGAAGGAGAAGAGGAAGAAGAAGUUACUGACACGGACAGUUUUUAUCGGAAAAUAUUUGAGGAAAUUGAAUCUCCAGAUGAGAAGAAUUUAUGUUUAAAUUACUCUAAAAUGACAAUAUGUGAAUGGUAUUCUAAAGGUUUAGAAUUUAACGAGCAACAUAGGGACAUUUUGAAAAAACUUGCAAUGGCUCGAAUUAAACUAAGUUAUAGGUUUAAGACAAUUACCGAUUUGAUAAAUGAAAGGGCACACAGUUUGAAUAGACAUGGUGCAUUAAUAGAUGAAAAAUUGGUCAAAGUUCAACAGCUUGGUAAUGAAAUUUUAGACAUAAUCUAA
Molecule: messenger RNA, 1362 nt
Organism: Saccharomycodes ludwigii
Lineage: Eukaryota; Fungi; Ascomycota; Saccharomycetes; Saccharomycodales; Saccharomycodaceae
Gene: ECM11
Product: Ecm11p
Exons: 1
Coding region: 1-1362 (453 amino acids)
Source: RefSeq, a predicted model, not a curated record